AUGACUCAGAAAGCCCCGAUGGUGAUUCUCGUGUUGUAUUUCCGCCUCUGGAUAAUGGGAGGAUCCAUGCCGAUGUUUUCAGAGCAGGACAAUCCAGCUUCAUUCUCUCCAUAUUUACUGACAAGGUUUUUAACUUACUCCUACCUUCUGGCCUUCAAUGCUUGGCUUCUGCUGGCACCCAUCACCCUGUGCUAUGACUGGCAGGUGGGCAGCAUCCCUUUGGUUGAGUCCAUCUGGGACGUGAGGAACUUAGCUACAGUGUUCCUGGUGCUGGUGAUGAUGUUGCUCAGCCUACACUGCAUCGCUGCAUUCAAGAAACUGGAACACAAAGAAGUUUUGGUUGGCUUGUUGUUCCUGGUUUUCCCAUUCAUCCCAGCCAGCAACCUCUUCUUCAGGGUGGGAUUUGUGGUGGCAGAGCGAGUCCUUUACAUGCCGAGUAUGGGCUACUGCAUCCUUUUUGUCCACGGUCUAAAAAAGCUGUCUACAUGGUUAAAUAAAUGGAGAGUUACUGUUCUGACCCUCUUUGCUUUACUGCUGCUGCUCUUCUCUUGGAAGACUGUGAAACAGAACGAAAUCUGGCUGUCACGAGAAUCCCUUUUCAGCUCAGGAGUGAAGACCCUGCCCCACAACGCCAAGGUGCACUACAACUAUGCCAAUUUUCUGAAAGACCAGGGCCGUAACAUUGAGGCAAUCUACCACUACAAGACUGCUCUCAA
Molecule: messenger RNA, 716 nt
Organism: Acanthisitta chloris (rifleman)
Lineage: Eukaryota; Metazoa; Chordata; Aves; Passeriformes; Acanthisittidae
Product: transmembrane and TPR repeat-containing protein 1-like
Exons: 6
Biological process (GO): protein O-linked glycosylation via mannose
Molecular function (GO): mannosyltransferase activity
Source: RefSeq, a predicted model, not a curated record